Molecule: messenger RNA, 658 nt
Organism: Drosophila grimshawi
Lineage: Eukaryota; Metazoa; Arthropoda; Insecta; Diptera; Drosophilidae
Product: TP53-regulated inhibitor of apoptosis 1
Exons: 2
Coding region: 92-376 (94 amino acids)
Source: RefSeq, a predicted model, not a curated record
AUCGGCAAAUUGUCUGCCGCCGACUCACGUUUUAUUGACCAUAUUAUUUAACAAUUGAAAAUUAUCAAUUAAAAAUUAAAUACACUGCAGCAUGAACAGCAUUGGGGACGAUUGCAAUGAGCUGAAAAAGCAAUACGAUGCUUGCUUCAACAACUGGUUCUCCGAACGUUUUCUCAAAGGCCAAACCAAUGAUUCCGUCUGUGCGCCCAUUUUCAAGGUUUAUCAGGAGUGCGUCAAGCGUGCAAUGCGUGAGCAGAAAAUUGAAUUACGUGAAAUUGAAACGGAUUACAGCACCGGCCCCACUGAAUACGACAACAACAACAUUGGAGGAAGUUCUCCGGGUGCAGGAGCCAGCAAGCAGCAGGGCAAAAGUUGACCUCUGACGAGGGACUUACAGCCGUUCCAUGGUGAUACGAUCAGAGCAAAGUCCGAGUCCCACAUUCACGGGCAGCAGUCCAAUGGGAGUGAAGACGCAUUCCCCUGGAAGCACAAGCGCGGCUCCACAAUCUAAAAAAAAAAAAACAACCAAAUAAAAAGAGAAAAGAAACAAAUACAAAGUGUAUAUUAAAACGUUCAAAGAAAUUAAUAUUAAGUGGAAUAAAUAGACCUGUAACGGGAUUACUACGAUUAAAGUUUGUAAAUAGUAUGUGAAAUUAAA